AAUGUUUUAAAGGCUAUCAUGGCGGCGCUCUUAAAGGAGCCCACGCGGGCGGCCCGACGAAACUUCUUAACGGCAGCAGCUAUUUGGCAAGACUGUGGCAUCUCCAAUGGAAAAAAGGCUGCUACAGCAAGAGCUAGAACAGCUCCGUGUGCGUGGUUAUCGCAGUGUCGCUGCUACUCGCACUCAGUGACCUCAGCGACAUCUGAAGCACAUCGGAGAGCCUUCAGCUGCGUAUUACCUCUUGCUGGUUCGUCAACUUCCAGAAGAUUAUUACAGAGAUUAGGGGUGUUCGGAAGCAACUGGAGGCACUACAGUAGCGCAUCAGCGAUUUGUCGCCUUGGAACCUGGCGAUAUUACAAGGGCGAUGCUGUUGGCGGGAGGCCAUGGCUUGCACAGUCUACCAACAAGCUCCAAACUUUCGGGGGAACUUUCACGAACAGCGCGAGGUUUUACUGUGAUCAACAAAAACCUGAAGAACUUCCCGAAGAUGAUCCGCCUAAGGACGAGGGCAGUGUUAUUCACUAUCCUAAUCAAGGCGUCGGCGCAGUCGCUGCGCUAACGGUGCCUGACAUUUGGCCCCAAGUUCCUGUGAUCGCUGUCAGUAGAAACCCCGUCUUUCCCAGGUUUAUCAAAAUGGUGGAGGUUUCUAACCUGGCACUCGUCGACUUGAUAAGACGGAAAGUUCGCCUCAAUCAACCAUAUGCUGGUGUAUUUCUUAAGCGUGACGAAAGCAAUGAAUCUGAAGUGGUAGACAAGCUGGAUGACUUGUACAGUGUGGGAACGUUUGUCCAGAUUCAUGAGCUCCAGGACCUUGGAGAGAAGCUGCGCAUGAUUGUCAUGGCCCACAGAAGGGUCAAGAUUAUCCGCCAGCUUGUAGAAGAAGGUGAGGAGGCAAAAAGAUCAAACCGAAGACGACGACGCCCAAAUGCAAAUGGUCGCCCUACCAAUGCAGUUUCCUCAGGCGAAGUGGUUGAGGAUCCUGCGCCAGUGGUUGAUCAGGCAUCUUCACCAGCUGUGUCCGUCCCCAUGGGGCCCGUUCUGAUAGCAGAAGUUGAAAACGUGCCUCAUGAAAAGUUUGUCAUCACGGAGGAAAUGAAAGCAGUGACUCAGGAGAUAGUCAAGACCAUUCGUGACAUCAUUGCACUGAAUCCCUUGUACCGAGAAUCCAUCCAGCAGAUGAUCCAGGCUGGGCAGCGCGUAGUGGACAACCCUGUCUACCUGUCAGACCUUGGUGCGGCAUUGACUGGUGCUGAAUCUCAUGAGCUCCAACAGAUCCUUGAAGAGACCGAUAUAUCAAAACGUCUCUUGUUGGCUCUCUCCCUCCUGAAGAAAGAGUACGAACUUAGCAAACUACAGCAAAAAAUUGGCAAGGAGGUCGAGGAAAAAGUGAAGACCCAACAUCGGCGGUACAUGCUUCAGGAGCAGCUCAAGGCAAUCAAGAAGGAAUUGGGCCUUGAAAAGGAUGACAAGGAUGCCAUUGAGGAGAAGUUCAAGCAGAGGCUACAGGAUCUGGUUGUUCCAAAGCAAGUCAUGGAAGUGAUUGAGGAAGAAUUAAAUAAGCUCUCGUUUCUCGACAACCACUCAUCAGAGUUCAGUGUGACACGUAACUACCUCGACUGGCUUACGAGCCUCCCUUGGGGUAAGACAAGUGAGGAAAACCUGGACCUGGCUAGAGCCAAGGAGGUGCUUGAGGAAGACCACUACGGCAUGGAAGAUGUCAAGAAACGCAUAUUGGAAUUUAUUGCUGUGAGUCAGCUAAAGGGAACAACUCAGGGGAAGAUCCUCUGUUUCUAUGGCCCUCCCGGUGUUGGAAAGACGAGUAUUGCCAGGUCUAUAGCUAGAGCUCUUAACAGAGAGUACUUCCGAUUUAGCGUUGGUGGCAUGACUGAUGUUGCAGAGAUCAAGGGGCACCGCCGCACCUACGUUGGAGCCAUGCCCGGAAAGCUGAUCCAGUGCUUGAAAAAGACAAAAACAGAAAAUCCUUUGGUGCUGAUAGAUGAGGUUGAUAAAAUUGGAAGAGGCUAUCAAGGAGACCCGUCAUCUGCUCUCUUAGAAGUUCUUGAUCCUGAACAAAAUUCCAAUUUCCUGGAUCACUACCUUGAUGUCAAUGUAGAUCUCUCAAAGAUUUUGUUUAUCUGCACUGCAAAUGUCACAGACACAAUACCAGAACCACUCAAGGAUCGAAUGGAGAUGAUUGAGCUGUCUGGCUAUGUUGCUGAAGAAAAGAUGGCCAUCGCCGAGCGUUACCUGAUUCCACAAGCGAGGAAACAUUCCGGCAUUGCUGAUGAUCAGGUGGAUGUGAAGCCUGAAUCCCUACAGCGGCUGAUCAAAUACUACUGCCGGGAAAGCGGCGUCCGAAACCUGCAGAAACAUAUUGAAAAGAUACUCCGCAAGGCUGCUUUCAAGAUAGUCAGUAAAGAAUGUGAAGUUGUGGAAGUGCAGCCGGAGAACCUCAACGACUUUGUUGGGAAACCAUUAUUUACGCACGAUCGAAUGUACGAGGAGACACCACCUGGCGUUGUCAUGGGACUAGCCUGGACAGCCAUGGGGGGCUCCACAUUAUACAUAGAGACGGCCGUUCCACGGCCACUGGAAUCCAGUGGGGACAAGAAGCUUGAGGGCUCACUGCAGCUGACGGGUCACCUCGGCGAAGUGAUGAAGGAGAGUGCCAACAUUGCCUACUCCUUUGCCAAGGCCUUCCUGUUGAAAAAGGAUCCAAAGAACGAUUUCCUCCAGAAGGCUCACGUUCACUUGCAUGUGCCUGAGGGUGCGGUGCCCAAAGAUGGUCCCAGUGCAGGCAUCACCAUGGUGACUGCAAUGCUAUCACUGGCCUUGAACAGGCCGAUAAGGCGAGGUGUGGCUAUGACAGGGGAGGUGUCACUCACAGGGAAGGUGCUUCCAGUGGGAGGUAUCAAGGAGAAGACAAUAGCAGCCAAAAGAGUCGGUGUGACGUGCCUCAUCCUUCCCGAGGAGAACAAGAAAGAUUAUGCUGAGCUGCAGAGUUAUAUCACAGAAGGCCUGGAAGUCCACUUCGUUGACCACUACUCCAAAGUGUUUGAUUUUGUAUUGAAAGGCUGAGAAAUUUAUUAGAUGUGUACAUGGUAGUUUGUUAAUAUUAUCACUUUUCCGUAAGUAUGGCAUGAAAAUAGCGCUUUACCCAAAAGAUUGUUUUAUGUACAUUUCGGUCGUAAAUUGACUGGCUGCUCAGGGCCUGUUACCAAAUAAAUGGGCUUUACUUCA
Molecule: messenger RNA, 3240 nt
Organism: Dermacentor andersoni
Lineage: Eukaryota; Metazoa; Arthropoda; Arachnida; Ixodida; Ixodidae
Product: lon protease homolog, mitochondrial-like
Biological process (GO): mitochondrion organization; protein catabolic process; chaperone-mediated protein complex assembly
Cellular component (GO): mitochondrial matrix
Molecular function (GO): ATP binding; serine-type endopeptidase activity; ATP-dependent peptidase activity
Source: RefSeq, a predicted model, not a curated record